AUGGCUAUUGCUGCAGUCAGGAUGUGUGUUGAUGGAGCAGAGCGUUACGAUGAUAUGGCCCAGUCGAUGAAGAAGGUUACUGAACUUGGUGCGGAACUUUCUAAUGAAGAGCGGAAUUUGCUGUCAGUCGCUUACAAGAAUGUUGUCGGAGCAAGACGUUCUUCGUGGCGAGUGAUUUCCUCUAUUGAACAAAAGACUGAAGGUUCUGAGAAAAAACAGCAAAUGGCAAAGGAAUACCGUGAGAAGGUUGAGAAAGAGCUCCGUGACAUUUGCCAAGACGUUCUUAAUUUGUUGGACAAAUAUCUUAUCCCAAAGGCUGGCAACCCUGAGUCGAAAGUGUUUUAUUUGAAAAUGAAGGGCGAUUACUACCGAUACUUGGCGGAGGUCGCAAGCGGCGAUGACAGAAAUAGUAACGGUAGUGGAGAAGUCGCAGCAGUCGUACCAGGAGGCAUUCGACAUCGCGAAAGACAAAAUGCAACCAACCCAUCCUAUCCGGCUUGGAUUGGCUCUAAACUUCUCUGUGUUCUACUACGAAAUCUUGAACGCACCCGACAAGGCUUGCCAACUUGCGAAACAGCGGUGGCGAAGCAUGGGCAAGUUGCUUAUACGGAGGCAUAUGAAAUAGCCAAGACGCAGCUUGCCACGACUCAUCCAGUUCGUCUGGGACUUGCUCUUAACUAUAGCGUUUUCUUCUACGAAAUUUCAUCCAGUCCUGAUCGUGCUUGCCAACUCGCUCAGCAGCUUACAGAGUUGGAAAGGAUGUUGGGGACUGAUUGGACAUUGGGUAAGAAGCAUAGAGGGGCCUUCGACGAUGCGAUUGCUGAACUGGAUACGUUGAAUGAGGAUUCUUACAAGGACAGCACUCUGAUUAUGCAGCUUUUGCGGGACAAUCUGACCCUGUGGACGUCAGACACCGCUACGGACGAUCAGGAAGGGGGCGAUCAGGCUGGGGAAGCGGGUGGCAAUUAA
Messenger RNA from Enterobius vermicularis (human pinworm), 969 nucleotides. Lineage: Eukaryota; Metazoa; Nematoda; Chromadorea; Rhabditida; Oxyuridae. The record is from the annotation of a GenBank genome assembly.